AUGGCUGACGGACAGACCGGCGAUCUUAUAGAAGAAAGUGGGAACGCUUAUAAGUGUAGGGUCACUCUGCUUGUGCCACCGAAUAAGAUGGAAUCUCUCGACAGUGUUAUAGGCUCUUUAAUUGACUGGGUGGAUCCCUCGAGGCAGAUAGUUGACGUAGAGGAAAAGAUUCCUGGUGAGCAUUUGUACAACGAUGGAAUUGCUAAGCGUGACAUUACUGGCCGCCUCGUAACGCCCGCCAUUAGCAUUAUGCUGUUUGCAAAGGAAUCUGGUGAGAUGAGUGUUAGUGACCUACAGCGUGCUUUACUUAUGCCUCCAUGGCAGUUUCACCAUAAAGUAGAAUUGCAGAACAGAAAUGCACCAAACAAACCUGUAGCAAAACAGGAAUUCUUCCGACUCGCCAACGACUUGCCGCUGUUUGCUGCUUGCCCUGUUCUUACAAACACUGAACACUUACGAAUCAACUUGUACGUCCAUAACUAUCCAGAAAUGGUGGACUUCUACCGAACUAUCACUGAAACGGAGAUCGAAACAAGCAAACCGGAAUUCUGCAUCUUUGAGUUGUACCGGCAGCCUGGUCUUGAUAUACAACUGUCACUCAAACAUUCGCCGUAUAUUUGUCCUGUGCCGGUUGAAUCAGCUUAUAUAAGUUUUAAUGUCAAAAGCAUAAAUGCUAUCAAAGUUGCAACGCACAAUGCAAAAAUUGACAUCGUUGGCGACAAUGUCUACACAACGCACGACCCGGACGGAAACCUUGUCAUUUUAUACGAAAAUAAUCAAAAUACGCAAGAACUGCACUGCGAUCUCGUCAAUACGGUGAGCAACCAAACUCUUCCGGAUACCACUGAAUGUAUAAACUGCAUCGAAAAUGAAGAUGGCAGGAGUCAGCGAAGCUUAGCAGGAAGUCACGAUUCCGGCCAUUUUUCUGAUAAUGAAGGCAAAAUAACGCGGGGACGAGAAAUUGGUAAUAUUAUUACUAGCAAAACUAUGAGCAAUUCCGCAGCUGCGGAGUCGAAACGUGAGAAAAGUGAAGGUUACGCAAGCUCUGACAGCGGCUCCAGUUAUACCCCUGUUGGAAACAGGCAUGCCACGUAUAGACAACGUGGUGAUGGCUCGAAGACUGGUGGAUAUAGUAUGUUAAAUAAGGUGACGAAGCUACGAGACAAGUGGGGUGCAGUCGACGGAUUGAACGGAACGUCAAAUUGCAUUUCGGAUGGCACAGAAGUUCGUUUGGUUGACAACGGAACAAUCAAAAGAACUGAAUAUCAUUCGACUAAUGGCGUUCGUAAAUUAGUUAGAAGUAAAUAUAUGAACACCGUGACCAUUAAGCAUUCGACCGUGUAUAUAUGA
Dreissena polymorpha is the source of this 1350-nucleotide messenger RNA. RefSeq names its product protein FAM124A-like. The transcript has a single exon. The coding region runs from base 1 to 1350 and encodes 449 amino acids. Lineage: Eukaryota; Metazoa; Mollusca; Bivalvia; Myida; Dreissenidae. The record is from RefSeq and is a predicted model, not a curated record.